AUGUCCUAUUACUCUUCAUCCCGGAGUUCAUCCCGGGCCACUGACUGUAAGGUCUACGUAGGUGACUUGGGCAACGGUGCCGCCAAAGGAGAAUUGGAGCGGGCCUUUAGCUACUAUGGUCCGCUAAGGACCGUCUGGGUGGCCAGAAACCCGCCAGGUUUUGCCUUUGUCGAGUUUGAAGAUCCAAGAGAUGCAGAGGAUGCUGUGAAAGGCAUGGAUGGAAAGCUACUGUGUGGGUCUCGUGUGCGUGUGGAGAUGUCGACAGGCAUGUCCAGGAAGGGCCGCGGACGCCCCAGCCGACGCCAGUUUGACCCGAACGAUCGCUGCUACCAAUGCGGAGAUCGUGGCCAUUACGCAUACGACUGCUAUCGUUUCAGCAAGCGAGGAGGCCGUCGCAGCAGGUCUCGGACCCGCUCUCGGUCACGUUCCAGGUCUCGAUCCCGUGGCCGUCGCUACCGAUCCCGUUCUCAUUCCCGCAGCCGUAGCCGCAGCAGGAGCCGUCGCCGCUCUCCAUCCUACUCCAGGCGCAGGAGCAGGUCUGGCUCUCCAGCCCGUUCCAAGUCUAGGACUCCAAUGAGAAGUCGCUCUAGGUCUCGAUCUCGGUCCAGGUCUGCACCAAGAGGGCGUUCCGCCUCCCGUUCCCGCUCCCGAUCCCCGUCGACCAAUCACAAGAGGAACAGUGAGUGCUGGGAGCUGCGCACUGCGCUGACACUACAGCUGAUCCCAGGCCCAAGGUCUGCCAGCUGGCGUCGUUCCCGCUCAGCAAGUCAAAACCGAAGUCCAACCCCAGCCGCCAACUGA
Nerophis lumbriciformis (worm pipefish) is the source of this 801-nucleotide messenger RNA. NCBI's taxonomy places the organism in Eukaryota, Metazoa, Chordata, Actinopteri, Syngnathiformes, Syngnathidae. The record is from RefSeq and is a predicted model, not a curated record.